Messenger RNA from Adineta steineri, 255 nucleotides. The record is from the annotation of a GenBank genome assembly. Lineage: Eukaryota; Metazoa; Rotifera; Eurotatoria; Adinetida; Adinetidae.
AUGUAUAAAUAUGUUAUUUUAGAAUGUUCACCAUUUAAUUAUAUUGAUACUGUUGGUGUUAAAUUACUGAUUCAAAUAUUCAAUGAUUUGAAAAAACGAGGUAUUACAUUAUAUCUAAGUGAAUGUCGAUAUGAAGUUCGUCAUACACUAGAUUCAAUGAAAUUUUAUGACAAAACAGAAUUUCAUAUAAUUUAUGUAACAACACAUGAUGCGGUGUUGUCUGCAGUAAAAGCAUUAAAUGAUGGUUCGAUUUAA